Molecule: messenger RNA, 919 nt
Organism: Teleopsis dalmanni
Lineage: Eukaryota; Metazoa; Arthropoda; Insecta; Diptera; Diopsidae
Product: 23 kDa integral membrane protein-like
Exons: 5
Coding region: 104-766 (220 amino acids)
Cellular component (GO): membrane
Source: RefSeq, a predicted model, not a curated record
UCGAAAAAAAAUAAUCCAAAUAAAAAAAAUAAAAAUAAAAAAAUUUUUUUUUUGAUUUGUGAGACAAUUUAGCAUAAAAAGAUUUCUCAAUUCAAACAACAAAAUGACAUCAACGCCAACGGUCAAAAAGUUUGUGCUCGCUUUUGAUUUGAUCUGUGCGCUCCUUGCCUUGGUGCUUAUAUCAUUUGGCAUUUAUAUACUAUGUUCCUACGAUACAAAUGAGAUUGGUUCCAUGACAGCCUAUGCUUACAUAGGCAUUGGUGUGGCAACAUUGGUCAUAUUUUUAUUGGGCUGUCUUGGUGCUAUAAGGGAAAAUGUUUGCUGUACUGUGACGUUUUUGGUAUUCCUAUAUGUGAUAAUAUUAGCACAAGCAGCAGUAGCUUUUCUUUUGAUAAGAGGCGAAAAUUCUGUUGCAUCAAACUUGGCGAAUUCUUUGGAUACAGCUUGGGAAGAAGAAUUGAAGAGUCCAGGUGCUAUGUCACUAUAUGAAAACUGGUUCGAUUGCUGCGGUCGUGCCAGUCCUCAGGAUUACAUUGUCAAUGAACGUUUGCCACCGGCCACUUGCUUCAAAAAUAACGACAACACAAAGACUGAGAAUUUAAUCACGAAUGGUUGCCGUAUAGAAUUCGAGAACUACUGGAUCGAUCUGCUGCAUAUAUUUAACAUAUUAGCCUGGAUUAUGAUUGCCUUGGAGUUCAUAAGCAGCAUUAUAGCCUGUUGUCUCUGCAACAGCAUACGAAAUGAUAAUAGGCGUGCCUACUUUUAAUCUUUUUUCUACAGAUAAAUUAUUUUAAGAAAACUAUUUAUGUUAUAAACUAAUUUAAUACAUUGUAGUUUUUAUUAUACUACCCUUUAAGAUUUUAACCAAAAAUUGGUAUAAAUGUGUUGUGCGAACAAGUCAAAUGUUAAAAUAAAGCUA